This is a messenger RNA of Biomphalaria glabrata, 3491 nucleotides long. RefSeq lists its product as uncharacterized. NCBI's taxonomy places the organism in Eukaryota, Metazoa, Mollusca, Gastropoda, Planorbidae. The record is from RefSeq and is a predicted model, not a curated record. The coding region runs from base 758 to 1966 and encodes 402 amino acids. The transcript has 2 exons.
GUUACAAAACAUAAAAUAUGUUUGUCCCAGUGUUCCAAACAUUAAAGAAAGAAAGAAGCAGGCAGAGAUCUACACUUUGAUGAUGAUAAGGCAUUGUCGUACUGAUAGCGUACGCACCAGAUCUCAUUUUACGGAAAAAACAAACCGCAUUACUUGAUCUAGUGCUGUCUAAAAAACAAAACGGAAGCAGUGGAAGCCUCGAUGUUUACAUGUCUACAUUUCAUUAUAUGAGCUUCAGUCAGCGUCGGUUCCCUCUUCUCCCCAACGUCUUAUGAGUUGUAAGCAGUGGUAAACUAAUAGUAGGCAUUAAGAUCUCCUUAUUUCUUCCCACUAGGCUCAGCCAAAAGGGGUGCUGGUAGAUCAUUCUACUUUGUGUGCUAUAGACAGUAUUAGAGUCUAGACAUAGAGAUUAAACUCUACUGACCCGUAGUAGGCCUUAGUGUGUAUAUAAUUUACAAACAGAACAUAGCGAUAUGGUGGGCCAAAGAAAUCAUUGUAUCUAGAUCUAGUUAGUUUAAGAGGCAGGUGGCUACAGCGCGGUGCAGCAGUUCUUUGAGGACGGAGAUUUCUAAUUCGGGAUGUGGGUCCCACCCAGCUUUCUUGGAUACCUCGCUUAAGUUAGGGAAAGUUGAAGGUGAUAGACCGUUGUGCUGAUCAUAUAGUCAUCGCAAAGAGAUUCACACAAACAUCUUUAUAAUUGAGUUAGUGAUCAACGAAGAAUUGACACGGUAAAUUACAGCGAUUUGCGCGAUUCGCCAUGGGAGGGUCCAAGAAAGUAGAAUAUCCCCCAAGGAAGAGCUUCGCCACAUCGGAAGCGCAGAACAAGGCGUUUGCACAAAACAGGGCCACUAAAGGCGAGGCGCUCUUGUUCGUACGGAGAAACCAGAUCAUCGAUGAAAAGAAAGCCAUUUUCAUACGAAUCCAAAACAUCGCCUUCAGCACGUCAGCCAACAACGAGACUGUCCGAGAGCUCAAGAAAACCGUGUCCCUCCCGGCCAGUAGAGUGAGCACACCCAGCACGCCAGGCACGCCCAAAAGAAUGAGAGCACCAGCCGCCAAAAUGGGGAAAAGGCCGGCCUCCAACAGCUACCUUAAUAUCCUUGUGCGCAACAAGAAAUCUUCUUUCGCUUCUCUGGUCGACCACUACGCGCAACUGGACAACAACGAGGAUAAAACGAAGAGCAAGCGAAACAUAACGUUGGAAGAAGAGCUGCGCCAAAUCGACACCUUCUUCGCGAACCUGGGAAAAAAGAAAGAUGCGGCAACGCCCAAGGGGAAAGCUGAAGAAGACAACAAAAAAGUUGCACGCCUGUGGAAAGACUUGGGCUAUACGGUAGUUAAAAGUGAGAACAGGCCGAGCAUCUACGAAAUCUCGUCACCGACACAGUCACAAUUAAAAACAAACUCACUGGACAGGCAACUCAAAGACAUUCGAAAGUCUUAUGUGGAGAUGACAAAGCCAGAGGGCUCUACGUCAAAUCAGCACAGCGUAGACAAUAAUAAAACGCUUCAAUCCAACAGUCAAAUUUCGGUUGAAUGGACAUCUUUGACGACUUCAAAUCAGGACUUUGCUACGAACACUGCAAAGAGCAACGUGCCGAUAAACACCAGGGCUGUGUUAAAAUGGUCCGUAACCCAAGAUGGCUCCUCCAAGAAAAAUCCUCCAGGUGUGAGUGACGAAGAGAGCAAGCCGACAUCAAGAUUGCGAAAGUCCUACGAAAGAUUGAAGUCCUUCUUUUCUAGAAAGAAAGACUCGUCUCCAUCGCCAAGACCGGAGGAUGGUAAAACGUUAAGCCAAGCUUUAUACAUUUCCAAAACCAACUCGGACAAAAACGACCAAAUGAGCACAAACUCCACAACACAGGCGGCGAUUGACGAGAACCGCCACGUCAAAUGGUCUGAUGGAAAUACACCAAGCCAAAGCAAUAAAAAAUCGCCCCAAGAGCAAGCAAAGAAGGCUAAAUAGAGCGAAAAGCUCCAAGACGUCAUUAGCAGCCGAUCCCACCUGGCUUAGGCCAGAAUAGCGUCAGCAGACAAAGCAAAGGAGCUAAUCACUUUGGAGUUUCCACGCCCGGAUGACACUAUGAACCGGGAGGAAGGCGGUGAAUCCCAAAGCAGGCGGUGAACAUAAUCCAUUUGUUUCUGGGUAAGGGAAAGAAUGUGGCCUUCCUUUAUUUUAUAUAAUAAAACAAAUGUACACCAGUUCCAAUUCAUAAAUCGGGCGAUUAACUAGAAAAAGAAAGCUAUAAAAUGCGAAAAGAAUUUCAAAUUAGGUAACUAGUGGACUUCAUCACAGUCAAUGGAAAGACAACUUUUUCCUAACUCACGAUCUACACAGUGACUAUGUUAUAUCUUAAAACGAUAGACAAGGCUAUCAGCAUAUGGUAGGAAAUGAUCUGUAUCCAAUGAAUCAAGAUAUGGCAAUGAAAUGAUGGCAAUGGUGUGUGAAGACGUUAACAGUCUGAUCUAACUCACUGUAUAUAACGGAUGGCGUCUUAGGUUUGUUGCAGAAUGCUUAGUAGAUAAACUUGCAAGGCAUUUAGGAGAAACAUUAAACAAUGACUUAAUAAUGGUCUAUGUUUGUAAACUGAACAGAGGUCAAUAUUGUUAACCAUGACUUAGUCGCAAAGUGUCUAGUUACUUAGUCAUGGAGUGUCCGACAUUUCUUCUAGUGCUCUAAAUCUAGACCAGUGAAUGAACUAUGUGGCAAGAGCAAAUAACUGUAUGUGACAUUGGUGUGCAUUUAGUUCGAGUCUGACUAACCAUCUCAACUCUACAGAAUAUCUACAUCAACACUAAAAUAGUCAUAAAUCAAUACAAUUAGAUAAUGACUAAAACACCAAGUGUACAGUGUCAGGGAAAACAGAAUAAGAGGUUCAAUUAUUGAGUUCAACAAUAUAUCCUAGUGAGAGCUCACCAAGAGGUCAACUGUAAAAACAUUACUAAAACUCUCCAGUGGUAAAAAAAUAUAUACAUAAAAAAAUAAUUCAUCAAAAGGUCACAUUCUAAUAAACAGUUUUCAGUGGAAAAACUAUAAGUUGAGCAAACAAUACGUUUUUGAGCUACACAAGAAAUAUCUGAUUGAGGCAAAAUGUGAGCACUGCAUUUAGUUUAAAAAAUUGAUUUCAACUAUUUUGCUAUAUAGAAAGAGACAUAUGCAAAUCAAUGAUAUAUUAACAACAACGAAAUAUUUAGAAAAUUUGUUUGCUUUGAAAAUGUAAAGAUUUUUGUAUAACAGAUUUGAUAAAAUGUAUUUAUAUCAUUAUUAUUUUAUACCAUUAUUGUACAUUUUGAAUAAGUUCUAAUGGCUCAGUGAAAGAAUAAAUGUUGGCUGACUUAACUCUUUCUCUCCUAACCGACGAUACAAACGUUGAUUCCAUCAGAAUGUGGUAAAUAAUUUGGGAGAGAAAGAGUUAAAACAACAGCCUUCUCUCACUUUGUUUUAGGUAACCUGUAGUUAAACAUUGAAAAUAAAACUAAUUAAAACAGAA